UCUCCGCUCCUGUCCCAGCUUGUUGCCGCUCUGUCCCUUGCAGCUUGAUCGUCUCUUCACCCCCAAGAAAGUGGUGCUGGAUAUUACCUGGGCUUGUUGAUAUUGGCCUUUGUGUCUCGCCGGGUUGGAGAUUCUCAUUUGCGCAGGACGUCUUGAACCAGCUGCGUGAAGGCUAUAUGCCACGAGACAAAGGCUAUUUUUAGCUCCAACAUUCCGGGAACUUCGUUUAUAGCUAUCGGCAUCUCAUCCUCCCUUCAUCGAGACAAGACUACCAUCCACCGUUGUUGACCAUGGGUCCUCUUCGACUUCGCAUCGAUGGUAAGACCUUCAAGGAUCCGCAGAAUCGAGAAAUUACCUUGAGGGGAAUCAAUGUGGCCGGUGAAUCAAAAUACCCGAAGAACCCCGAUGUCCCUUCCUACGUUCCCGAUAAGUUCUUCGACACCGACAAUGUUUCGUUCAUCGGUCGACCCUUCUCCCUUGACGAGGCGCAUACACAUUUUGGACGACUGCGGAAAUGGGGUUACAACACGAUAAGGUACAUAUUCACGUGGGAAGCUAUCGAACAUGCUGGGCCUGGGAAGUAUGACGACGACUGGAUUGUGUUUACUAUCGAAGUCCUUCGUGUCGCAAAGCAGUACCAGUUCUACGUGUUUAUGGACCCUCAUCAGGAUGUGUGGUCAAGACUCUCGGGAGGAUCUGGUGCUCCGGGCUGGACACUGUACGCAGCCGGAUUCAAUCCCCGGACAUUCAAGAAGACCGAAGCCGCCCUAGUUCAGAAUACCUACGACAACCCAGAGGAAUUCCCCAAGAUGAUCUGGAGUACGAACUAUACCCGUCUGGUCUGUCAGACCAUCUUUACUUUGUUCUGGGCUGGACGUGAUUUCGCACCCAAGGCGAUCAUCGACGGCGUCAAUAUCCAGAACUACCUUCAAGGCCAUUUUAUCGCUGCUUGCAAAUACCUGGCACAGAAGAUUCACGACGCCGGUGAUAUCGAGAACGAUGUGGUCAUUGGAUGGGAAAGUAUGAACGAACCUCACCGAGGACUCAUUGGUCUUCAGGAUAUCUCUGUCGUUCCAGCGGAUCAGCAGUUGCAGUUAGGUACAUCUCCAUCGCCAUUCCAGGCAAUCCUAACUGGAUCGGGUCGAGCUUGCGAAGAGACUACUUGGGCCUUUGGCGGCUUCGGUCCUCAUCAGACAGGUAGGGCACUUGUGGACCCAGAGGGUGUUUCUGCGUGGCUUCCUGCAAGUUACGAUGACAGUAAAUAUGGUUGGACCAGAGACCCCGGUUGGAAAUUGGGUGAAUGCCUGUGGGCUCAACAUGGAGUCUGGGACCCAUCAUCAGACCAGUUACUGCGGAAAGAUUAUUUUGGUAGCCACCCCAAAACUGGAGAACCCCUGGACUACGACAAAUUCACCAACUCCUACUUCCUGGAGCAUUACAGGGCAUACAAAGAUGCCAUUAGAAGCGUAUGGCCCGAGUCGAUCAUGCUUUGCCAGCCUCCCGUCAUGGAAAUACCUCCCGAUUUGAAGGGAACAUUUGACGAUGAUCCCAACAUGGUCCACGCUGUACAUUACUACGAUGGACUCACUUUGUUGACAAAGCAUUGGAACCGCCUGUACAAUGUAGACGUGAUCGGCGUGCUUCGGGGCAAAUAUCUUACGCCGGCUUUCGGUGUAAAGAUUGGAGAGACCGCUAUCCGAAAUUGCUUGCGCGAUCAGUUGAAAUUCCUUAGAGACGAGAGUUUGCGUUACAUGGGGAACCAUCCCAUGAUAUUCACUGAGAUCGGAAUUCCAUACGACAUGGAUGACAAGUACGCAUACAGGACUGGAGACUACGGCAGCCAGAUCAGUGCGAUGGACGCCAAUCAUUUUGCUAUUGAAGGCAGCACGGCUAACGGCUUUACUUUAUGGCUCUACACCACUCAGAACAACCACGAAUGGGGUGACAACUGGAAUGGUGAAGAUCUGUCGAUUUUCUCCAUUGACGACCCAGAGUUGCCAAAUGGGAAGAACUUGGUUCUUGAAACCGAGCCAUUGUCAGAUCCUCGGUCUCCAGCUUACUCGGAAAGCCAGAGCAACAUCGAAACUCAACACGUCGGACCUGGGAAUCUGAAAGACGCUAUUCGGUCCCCGUCUAUAUCAACAGAACAUUCUCAGCUCAUCAAGGACAACGUCGGAUUUCGUGCUGCAGAGGCGUAUAUACGUCCAAGUCCAAUUGUGACGAAUGGCAUUGUCACAAAAUACGGGUUUGAUCUAUGCAGCUGCACUUUUACCAUGUCUCUGACCGCGAAUGGAAACUCUGCUGAAGAUCGAACGCCCACCGAGAUAUAUCUCCCUAACUUCCAUUUUCCCGAACAACACCCUGUGGUCUCGGUUAGCAGCGGGGAAUGGACCAUCGACUACGAGGAAAUCAGCUCCUUGAAAAUACAGCGGCUUCGAUGGUGGCAUCCAGCCGGUGAACAGGACAUCAAAGUCCAGGGAAUCAAACGUAAACCUGGCGAACUAGGUAGCGUCUCCAGUGAGGAUGUGACCUAUCUUGAGCAGUGUCAGAGUGGAGGUUGUUCUGUCAUGUAAAUCGGUCACGAAUUGAUAUGAAAUUAUUAGCUUACUGGCGCGUUUCGGGUUCGGACAUCUAUCACCCUCUAUCGCAAGAUUUCUUUUGUUUCCCCUUUUCUUACCUUACUGAGCUUUUGAUUAUCAAAGGCAAAUAAUACGCUCCAUAAACAGUCAUGUCCAGAAUAUUAUUGUCAAUACCAC
Aspergillus steynii IBT 23096 is the source of this 2756-nucleotide messenger RNA. Its product is annotated as sterylglucosidase 1. Gene Ontology annotation, molecular function: steryl-beta-glucosidase activity. The coding region runs from base 291 to 2573 and encodes 760 amino acids. The transcript has 5 exons. Gene Ontology annotation, biological process: carbohydrate metabolic process; ergosteryl 3-beta-D-glucoside catabolic process. Lineage: Eukaryota; Fungi; Ascomycota; Eurotiomycetes; Eurotiales; Aspergillaceae. The record is from RefSeq and is a predicted model, not a curated record.